This is a messenger RNA of Scylla paramamosain (green mud crab), 732 nucleotides long. RefSeq names its product pigment-dispersing hormone 2 peptides-like. The record is from RefSeq and is a predicted model, not a curated record. The transcript is spliced from 3 exons. NCBI's taxonomy places the organism in Eukaryota, Metazoa, Arthropoda, Malacostraca, Decapoda, Portunidae. Bases 342 to 581 code for a protein of 79 amino acids.
AUAAACUAGGAGAUACUAUUUUCUGCUUUUAAUGAGUCCACUCUGUGCACAUGAGAAGCAGACAUUCGGAAAGAAAAUGUAUGAAGAGCCGCGGCCUUUGUCACGCGCUUAUUCCGCCGCCCAAUUCUUUUCAGUUCUAGUCUUCCAUAAAACACUCAAUACACACACUUGCCUGCUGCAUGUGAGCCGCGCAGGAAGGAGCAGGCUGUGAAGGGGCGGGGGAGGAAGGGGGCGCGAGACAUAAAUAUUGGGCAGCAGCAGCCACCAGCAUCAUUCCAGCACCAGCUUUGCCCUAACUACCUUACCUGCCUGCCUGCCUGCCUACCAACCUACAGAACAAGAUGCGCAGCGGUGUGUUCGUGGCCGUGAUGGUGCUGGUGGUCCUCGCUGCCCUCCUCACCCAGGGGCAGGAGCUUCAUAUUCCCGAGCGUGAGGCCGUGGCCACCUUGGCGGCACGCAUCCUGAAGGUGGUCCACGCCCCGCAGGAGGCCGCCGCAGGUCUCCCUCACAAGCGCAACUCUGAACUCAUCAACUCGCUGCUCGGCCUCUCCCCGCUGAUGAACGAGGCCGGCAGACGGUGAUGGGCGAGCCCUUCGCUCCCUUCCCUGCUGCAGGCUGAGGCGGGUCGUCGCCGCCCUGCUGCAGGCCUGUCCCUUCCACCACGCCUCGCAUCACAUAUUUAAAGAAUAAACUUUAUAUUUUAGCAACAACAAAAGUUGUGUUUUUCUUAUC